CUUGCAUUUCCAGUGUCUGAGCAGUGUCAACGGAAACAAAAGAAAAAUGUAUGUGCCCGAACAUUUUCCAGGCACCGCCUAACUUCAUUCUCACGAUUCCGUCAGUGCAAGAUGGCAGCAUGUGCAAAUCACAGUGUUUUCAGUGAGGAAAAUAACUAAAGUACCCAUUGCCAGAAUGGGAUCCAUGGUACCUGGCGAGGAAAACGGAGUCCGGAUUUUCCAGGAAUGAGCCCGGAAGCGGUUUCCCCCCAAAGCUGCCAAGCGCUCAGCCAGGCCCACGUGGUGAUUGACGUCUGCGUUGUGAUGCUCAGAGUGGAGGACCCAGCCCCUCUGGGCUGCAGCCAUGAGCUGGGUUUGGAGCUGCUGCGAGCGUGGUUACCUAAGGUGGAAGCACUGUGAGACACCAGGUGUGAAGACCCUGUGCAAUCUCACGAAGCUUCUGGACAAACUCCAGAAAGCGCAAAGCGCGGACAUCUCCCUCUACACCUCGGGACACCUGAACCCCGACAAUCUCUACAGGCCCCCGGAGACCGCCAUACCUCACUGGCACAAUGCCAGCAGACCAAAGGGGGAAAAAACCUUCAGAGCGAAAGCGCUGUCUGAUAGGAGGAGGAUCGCGCAGAUGAAAGACGCUCUGGCUUAUUUUACCAUCAACACAGCUCUGCAUCCAAACGACGCCCAGGACACACCACUGUUCCGGUACCUGCACCGUCCUGCACGUGUUCCCCACACUUCCACAGAGAACAUCAGCCCAGAGGAGGCUCCGGGAGCAGAGGGUCCUCCCACACAGCGCAGGAGAGAGGAGCUCAGCUGGCCAGAGAUGAGGGUGCUGAAGCUCAAACCAGCGGGGUCCAGUCGGCAGUGCAUGAGGUCGCCCCCAGCCAAGGAUGAAUACCAAUAUGUCAGCUCCUACCUGGCUGGCGUCACGAAGGCAGACAAGUAUAGGAAGUUCUUGUGUUUCCAAAAGGAAGUUCUUGCAAAGCAAGAUCUGCUGAAAAACUAUAUCACAGGGAGCAAGGCAGCGAUGGGCCAUGAGCAGAAGCUGGCACAGGAGCUCCAGAGAGUGUGUGUGUGCGACCCUCAGCAGUUCAACAAGCUACAGGUCUUCGGAGAAGUCUUCGAAGAUAUUUGCAAUAGUUCUUUGAUAUUUGGCGAUCUCUUGAAGGAAGUUAAGGGUGAAUAUGAACUCUACAUGGCCAUUCUCCUGGCGUCCCAGCCCACAGAACGGUACCAGAAUUUGCUGGAUCAUGUCAAGGGGUUGGAGAGGAGGUCCGUGAAGACAGCAGACAUCAACCAGGCCAGGGAGGAGCUGAGGGCGCUUGUGACAGCCACCAAAGCAGCUGUGGCGCGUAAUGACAAACUCAGACAUGAAUUAGAGGUGGAGCACAGGUUGCUGCAAUCUGCUAAGAAAAACGCAGAAUUAUCUGAAAAAACUGUAACCGACGAGAAGCACCUUACUCUUAUUGAGCAGGUUGAAAAGAAGAGAUGCGAAAUACUUAAGAAAUGGGAUGAAAUUCAAGAUCUUGAAAGAGAAAUUAAAACAACUUUGAUUCAUACUGGAAUUUCGCAUAUCAUUAAGGAUAGGAUUAGAAGCAUAGAGGCUGAAGCUAUAAAAUUAGAAACAGCAAAUAACGUUUUAAAGAAGACAACAUAUAUGAUGGAAAACCAGGUGAAGCAGUGCCUGCAGAAGAGCAAGAUGAGUGAGGAAGAGCAGCGGAACCUUUGGGAGUUUAUUAAAGAAUUUGUGCAAUUAAAGGAAACAGACAAUAACUCUCAAUGACUGGGAAAAUGACCUAUGAAAAUUCACAACCACCAUGUACAUAGUGUGGAUGUUUGCAGACAUAAAUUAAUGAAGAUACAUUUGGCUUUGUCAGUUUUAAUCUCUAAUAAAAUUAAUGUGAUAUGUGUACCCUACUCAGGAUAUUGAAAUAAAUACAUGUGUGCAUGUGAUUAGUUUUACUUUUUUAUACAUAAUUCAUAGCAAUAACAGUUUUUGCAGUAUUUUUUUCUUUCAUUCAAUAACUUUCUGCAGGGAAAAAUAUUUUCAAAUAUUUGAAAGGGAUAAGAAAUUCAGCACUGCUGCAGUACGGAUCAAACUUGUUUCGCAUUUUCCAAUGCUUAUGUAUAGGCAUUUAAUAAAAUGUAGUGGUCAUCUGAUUGAUAUUUAUUUAAUUAAAUAAUCUUUACUAAUUGUAAAUGAUACAGCAUUCUACAAAUGUUACAACUCCAGCAUGGUGCUUUGCACUGUACACAUCUUAGCUGAUUGUGAGCUGCAUGGCCACAUUGUGACUUGGGUUUUUUUUUUAAUCCCUACUUUAGCUAUAAACUUAUCUGGGCACUUAGAGUAAUGCAAUUCCAAUUUCUUUGGACAACCAUGUAUAGGGCUGGUGUGAAGUUCAACUACAAGGGGUGAAGUACAAAAUGAAGGCUUUAAUCCUAACUUGGACUAGUAGAGUUUGAGGUCAGAGAGAGAGAGAGAUGCUUUUCCUGGGGCAUGCUUCACCCUGCUUUUAGAGAUUCGAUGGUGGCAGCUGAAACUGAACAUUCUUACCGGACACAGAAACAAAUGGGACCUCAUUCACGUACGUUGAGUUCUCUAUGGUCAAGUUGCCUCCUAUUGGUUAUUUAUGUUCACUAGAAUCUUAUUAAGUAGGCACCAUUCUCCCAUUACACAGGGGAGAAAAUUAAAUGUGAUGUGGUGAAUUGAUUUGUUUAAACUACACUGUAAAUAAUAGAGCUGGAAUCCGAACCCAGUUUUGGCUCUCUCAGUUUCUAAACUCUCAUCACCACAUCAUGCUGCUCAUUUAUUUGUAACUCCAGUCAAGAAACAGGGAAAUGAGUUUAUGCCAAAGAGUGACAUCAAGACCACUAGCGCUAACAGCAAGCAGACCAGCGAACAAAGCUGUUUGGAAAUGUGAAAGUUGAGUUUUUCUUGGGCAAUAAGGGUAAAAUUUCAGAACAUAUACAUUAUUUUCUGAGAGUGUAUGUUUCAAUAUUAUAAAAGUUAUACUGACUCCUCUUAAAAUUUUUGGAAAAUACUCGACAGUGUAGAAACCUAGAAAAAUGUCCAUAUUUCUGUACACUCAGAGGCUAUCAAUGUUCAUACUUUGGCAUAUAUGCUCAUUCCUGAUAUUUUUUUCUAGUUUUUUAAACACAUUUUUUUUCUUUUUGCAAAAAUAAUGUGACCUUUUCCACUCAAACUACUGUUUAAUAUGUCUUCCCAAGUCACCUGUUUUCAAUAAUAAGCAACCAUUUAUUGGAUAAUCUUUUCAUCAGAAUAAAAAUAUAACUAUUCAUAACAUCACACACACACACACACACACACACUAGGAAUGUUUGAUCAAACCAGAUAACUUUAAACUCUCCGUCAACUUUUACAUGUAUGGAUUAAAAACCAAGGCCCUCGUGUUAAAGAUUAAGAACAGAGAAACAAUUGGACUAAUGAAUUUCUCCAAGAUUCUUCAGCAAGCUAAGGGGAUAAUUAGAAUGAAAACUGAGAUGUCCGGUCUUUCAGACCAUUCCUUCAGCACCUUGUCAUUCUCUAAGAAGGAAACGCGCCAUGCAGCAUUUUCUAAAAAUAACGCAUUUUCUUUUUUGAGCCUCUCUUGGGACUCGCCAGGUAUAGACAGAAGCCUCUGCCAGUCCCGCAGGCCUCUCUCCUGCCUUGUGAUGCGGGAGACAGAAGAACAGAAGGAAAGGCAGUUGAGGGAAUUGGGAAAAUGCUCAAGGACAAGGCAUUAAUAGUAGCAGAAUAGAAGUGUCUUAGCACCAAAAUAUUCUAGAUGAUGUUUAAAAUUGCAUGGAAUAUGAGAAGACGAAUAUGUAUUUAAUACAGUUUUACCACAAAGGAUAAUUUGCCACUAGGUUAAAUUUACCUAAUAACUAUGUAUUUCUAUCAAAGAAUCCUGAAGUGUAUCAAUGGAAAUUUACAUUAUAUAUAUAUAUAUAUAUAUAUAUAUAUAUAUAUAAUAUAUUCAUAAUAUGAAUAAAAACAUUGACCUAAUUAGCAGAAUGAAUGAAGUAGCAAUAACUUUAAUAAAAAAAUAUUGUCUUGUUUAUGAAUUAGUUUUAUAAACUUAAUUAAUUUGAACUUGCAAUUAGCGAGAUCAUUUAAACUUGUCUACAAUAUGUCUUUAUCUUUAGAAUGCUGAAUAUCUUAACUUGGAUUUGGUCCCAUAUUAUAAUUUGUUUUAGAUCCAUUCAUAAAUGUAAAAAUAAAUUUUAAAGAGGAACACUUUUACAAGAGUCAACUAUAAUUUUCAGUCUCCAUUUAUUGUUAUUGUCGAAGCCUGAUCUAAAAUUUGUUACCUUGUCACCAGUGUUCCCCGUGUGUGACAGCCUUUCAGUUGUUACAUGCUAACGAAUAGUAUGUUUUGUGUCCAAAUGUACAUAAAUCCUUUGGAUCUAGUUCAUUCAAAAUGUGUACUAUGUCAAUAACUAUUAAAUUUUGUCUAUAGACAUGC
Hipposideros armiger (great roundleaf bat) is the source of this 4463-nucleotide messenger RNA. RefSeq names its product chromosome unknown C6orf118 homolog (gene CUNH6orf118). The transcript has 12 exons. The record is from RefSeq and is a predicted model, not a curated record. NCBI's taxonomy places the organism in Eukaryota, Metazoa, Chordata, Mammalia, Chiroptera, Hipposideridae. The coding region runs from base 344 to 1780 and encodes 478 amino acids.